GCGCUGGCCGCGGCGGCCGGGCAGCGCGAGCCUGCGGCGCGUCUAGGCCCGCGCGGUUCCCGGUGCACUCGCUGCCCACAAAGCGCCAGCUGAGGGGCCGCUGCGGGCGGAGUCGGCCUCGCGACCCCAGCUUGACCCGUCGCCUGCCGCCCUGCGCCUCCGCCGCGUUCCUGCGCGUCCCGAGCCCCGACGGCCUCGUGAGUCCCGUCCGUGCGGGGAAGGCAGGGCCGGGUCGGCGCCGCCUGUGGAGAGGACCCGGCGGCCGGGCCUGCGUGGAGCCGCGCGCGGCGGCAGCGGCGGCGGCGACUUCCGAGGCCCGGGCCAGACAGCGCAGGACCAUGGCUGAGGCGGCCCCGGCCCCGACAUCUGAAUGGGACUCCGAGUGCCUUACAUCCCUGCAGCCCCUUCCUCUUCCUACACCCUCAGCAGCAAAUGAGGCACACCUGCAGACAGCAGCUAUCUCUCUGUGGACAGUGGUGGCUGCUGUGCAGGCUAUAGAGAGGAAGGUGGAGGUCCAUAGCCGGCGACUCCUACACCUAGAAGGUCGGACAGGGACAGCAGAGAAGAAACUAGCCAGCUGUGAAAAGACAGUUACCGAGCUUGGGAACCAGCUGGAGGGCAAGUGGGCCGUUCUGGGAACCCUGCUGCAGGAGUACGGGCUGCUGCAGAGGCGGCUGGAGAACUUGGAGAACCUGCUGCGCAACAGGAACUUCUGGAUUCUGCGGCUCCCUCCAGGUAUUAAGGGAGAUAUCCCAAAGGUGCCUGUGGCAUUUGAUGAUGUCUCCAUCUACUUUUCCACUCCAGAGUGGGAAAAAUUAGAAGAAUGGCAAAAGGAACUUUACAAGAAUAUCAUGAAGGGCAACUAUGAGUCUCUCAUCUCCAUGGAUUAUGCUAUAAAUCAACCUGAUGUCUUAUCUCAGAUUCAACCAGAAGGGGAACAUAAUACAGAGGACCGGGCAGGGCCAGAGGAAAGUGAGAUUCCCACAGACCCCAGUGAAGAGCCUGGUAUUUCAACAUCAGAUAUUCUGUCUUGGAUUAAACAAGAAGAAGAGCCUCAGGUUGGGGCCCCACCAGAGUCCAAGGAGAGUGACGUGUACAAAAGCACUUAUGCUGAUGAAGAGCUUGUCAUCAAAGCUGAAGGCCUUGCUAGAUCCUCGUUGUGCCCUGAGGUUCCAGUCCCUUUCUCUUCUCCACCAGCAGCAGCAAAGGAUGCUUUUUCAGAUGUGGCUUUCAAAAGCCAGCAGUCUACAUCCAUGACACCUUUUGGACGUCCAGCCACUGACCUGCCUGAAGCCUCUGAGGGACAAGUGACUUUUACUCAGUUGGGUAGCUAUCCCCUCCCACCUCCAGUUGGUGAGCAGGUGUUCUCAUGCCACCACUGUGGCAAGAGUCUCAGCCAAGACAUGUUGCUGACCCACCAAUGUAGCCAUGCUACUGAGCACCCCUUACCCUGUGCCCAGUGCCCUAAGCACUUUACUCCACAGGCGGACCUCAGCAGCACAUCCCAGGACCAUGCCAGUGAGACGCUCCCCACCUGCCCACACUGUGCCAGGACUUUUACUCACCCAUCAAGACUUACCUACCAUCUUCGGGUCCAUAACAGCACUGAGCGUCCUUUCCCCUGUCCUGAUUGUCCCAAGCGCUUUGCUGACCAGGCUCGACUCACCAGCCACCGGAGAGCUCAUGCAAGCGAAAGGCCCUUCCGCUGUGCCCAGUGUGGCAGGAGCUUCAGCUUGAAAAUCAGCCUCCUCCUCCACCAGCGGGGUCAUGCACAAGAGCGCCCUUUCUCCUGCCCUCAGUGUGGCAUUGACUUCAACGGCCACUCGGCCCUGAUCCGCCACCAGAUGAUCCACACAGGCGAGCGUCCUUACCCCUGCACUGACUGCAGUAAGAGCUUCAUGCGCAAGGAGCACCUGCUGAACCACCGGCGGCUGCACACAGGCGAGCGGCCCUUCAGUUGUCCUCACUGUGGCAAGAGCUUCAUCCGCAAGCACCACCUAAUGAAACACCAGCGCAUCCACACCGGGGAGCGGCCCUACCCCUGCUCCUACUGUGGCAGGAGCUUCCGCUACAAACAGACACUCAAGGACCACCUGCGUUCGGGCCACAAUGGAGGCUGUGGGGGUGAUAGUGACCCAUCAGGUCAGCCACCCGACCCACCAGGUCCCCUCAUAACUGGGCUUGAAACUUCUGGCCUGGGUGUCAACACUGAAGGUCUAGAGGCCAAUCAGUGGUAUGGGGAAGGGAGUGGAGGGGGAGUUUUGUAAAUCCAAAUCUCUGUGGCUUCAUGGUUGUUUAUGCUCACAGCAGGGCACAAAAUCCAAGAGAAGGUCUGUGAGCCCCACCCAACACCCACAGUAAUUAUUAUCUGGCACAUCAAUGAAUUUGGGGUCCUAUACACUUGACUAGAGACAUGCUUGUGUUUUGGAAUUUCACACUCUUACAAGAAUACCACAUUUUGAAACCCAGAAAGACCUGGAAAGGAGCCCAGCAUGUCCAUUUUUUCAAAGAUACAACAAAAGCAGAAGUUACAAGAAUAUUGCGGAGAGGUUGGAAAGCAGGAUUUAACCUCUGGUUCUCUUGUUCUCAGAGAACAGCAGGUUGAUAGUAGGUUAUGUCUCUAGGUAGAGACAGGUACAUGAGAAGAGCCUCCAAAACUGGAAGCCCAUCAUGAGGCAUGAGAAUGUUUAACUAUAAAGCCUUUUAUUAGCUCCUUGAUAGCUAAGAUGGUUGUUGGAGAAAGUGCUUAAGCCACUGUUUAUGUUGCUGCCUCCUCUCUCAAAACCAGCCAAGAUCUGUUCACACACCUUUGUGGCUGCCUUUCCCUGAAACAUGGUAACUCAAGACUGCCUGCCUAGGUUUCUUAGAUUAAUUAUUCACAUACAUUUUGUUUAAUAUUGGUUGAACAAGAAUUCUGACUUUAAAAGAUUAUUAAGGAGAACAUUCCUUAACUAUACUGGCUUGAUUUGAAACAGGCUCUUAUUGCCAUUUAAACUGCCAGAAAUCUUUGCCAAGGUCCUGCCUAAAAAAUUGGAAACAGUUUUCUCAGCCCCAGCUUUAAAAGCUAGAGAUCUCAGAGAAAUAGCUGGCUUAACAAUGACAGAACAGCCUAAAAUUUGUGCCUACACCAUGUUCUGAGAGUCGUUCACAUCAAAUUCUUAUCUUUUCCAAGCCAGUAAGUUGGCUUCUCCAUUCCUGGUGUCUGAUAUUCUUGACACUCAUCAGCAACAAAGAUCACAGCACUUUCCAGAAGCAUGGAGCUUCAGAAAGUGCCAGUGAACUCUUGGUCCUCAUUAGUGAGAUGCUGACAGUGUUGUAAUGCAGCUUUCUUGAGCCAUCAGAGAAAGUGUAUGUUAACCCUAUCUGGCUGUAUCCCAUUGGCAGUGGACAGAUUGAGGAACUUCCUAGAUCACUGAGAGCUAAGCACCAUGCAUAGACAACAACAGUUUGUUCUUGCCUGUGUUGCUUUUAGGGACUUUGACUACCACGUGUUCUUUUCUUGGGGUGAUUUAAUCACCUGGGAGCAUCUGAGUCUGCUCCUAAGUGGCUUUGCAACUGGGCCUAAGUUCUGUUUCCUUUGUGGAUCUCAAAUUUUCAUCUGCAAAAUGAGGCUGUUGAAAGGAAAAAAAGUGGCCGGGCGCGGUGGCUCAAGCCUGUAAUCCUAGCACUUUGGGAGGCCGAGGUGGGCGGAUCACGAGGUCAGGAGUUCGAGACCAUCCUGGCCAACAUAGUGAAACCCUGUCUCUACUAAAAAUACAAAAAAAAUUAGCAGGGCGUGGUGGCGGGCGCCUGUAGUCCCAGCUACUCGGGAGGCUGAGGCAGGAGAAUGGUGUGAACCCGGGAGGCGGAGCUUGCAGUGAGCCGAGAUGGUGCCACUGCACUCCAGCCUGGGGGACAGAGCCAGACUCUGACUCAAAAAAAAAAAAAAAAAAAAAAAAAAAAAGGAAAAAAAGUGAGCCUCUAGGAAUUAUUCAAAAAAAAUCUUGUGAUACAUUCCUUUUCCUGCCAAAAUUCUGUCUCUGUCUUUGGCUUCUGUCCAGGCAAAGCUAAAUAAGACAGCAAAGUCAAAGCAGAUAAAUUCUUGUUGAAACUUGACUAAAAUUUAUUUGAUUUGUUGUUUUACUCCCACUUGGAAUCCUGAGGUAGAAGACAGAAUGCAGAAGUCCUACAUCUUGGGCAGAAAACUUGUUUAUUCCUAUACUCUUGUUUCCUCUGCUUCUUCCUGAGGUGCCUAGAACAAAGUCUGGAAAUGUUUAGACAGGAUAUUUUCUUGGUGAUAAGGAAAGGACCCAUUUUUUCGCUUAUCACCUAACCCAACCUUCCCUCUCUCUAGUUAUGCAUAACAACACUAGGAGAAGGUGUUAGCCCAGCUAACUUUGCUUCUGGGAAGGCUAUGUCUGAACAUGUUGCUCUGUAGGAUGAUCACGCUUAUAAAAUAUCUGCCCCAUGACAUUCACAAUACCAGGGACCAUGGGAGACACAAGAAAUGUGUGUCUGCUGUCAUAACUUACAGUGAAAAAGCCCGAUAAUACAGAACAAGACAUGAUGGGCAAUACCCUAGCAUAUUGGGAUUAAGAGCUUUCUAGCCAGAAUCUGGACCUAUACCAUGGGAAAAUUUAGGGGUUCUGGGAAUCCCAAAGCCAGGGUUCUGGGAAUCUCAAAGCCAAGGUUCUGGCUUCAUUGGCAACCCACUAGGAACUUGAAUGUGAGAUUCAGCUCUAGUUUGCACCUUGAUUUCCCCAGUGAAAAGGGAGAAGAGCCAAAGUAUUGUCUAGGUGCUGAGUUCCCUUUUCUGAGUGGAUUUCAAGCAUUUGCCAGGGUAUGCUGGAGGAGGGAUUCCUACAGUAGGUGAGAUGUGGGACUAGGUAACACUUUAAAUACUUUUUUACUCAAAGAUUUGCCAAGAACACAGCUUAUUAAUGAAAGAGACCUGUGGAUUGAAAUGCUGCAGAUAGAUCCCGCAGUCCUUUCUGAAAGGAACUGUGUAGCCAGCAGGGACCUAAACUUUGGCAAAAAGCGAACACAAUUCAAAUAAGAAUGAAGCAAGAGCCCUAAAAUGGAAUGAAAGGGGAUGUGCAAGGCCAUCCCAGAGAGAAGCAGGUGUGAUACUAAUCCUCAGCCCAGGAAUAAAAGAGAGUUCAACUGUUAUUCUUUUCUUUCAUCAAUCCCCUAUCAGUUAGAACUGCAGGCCAGCUCCAAAGAGUGUUUGCUUAAGAUUCAAAAGUGGAUAAAUAAAAUGGAUCAGUGGGAAGGAUAAGGUGUCCAACAGAAAGUGUGGAGGAGAAACUCUUGGCCCAUCAAGUGCUCCUGAGAGAAACCAUGCAAUUUAACUCUUCAGUUAAAGAAGUACAUGAGAACUGCUUGUCAUGACCAGACAAGAUAGGAAAGGGGAAACCCCAGAAACGUGCUCUUCAUCUGUCAGCCUUUUGGACCAAGAAGGUGUCACUAUCACACAUAAGCACCAUUCCCUUAGAGUGGAUCCAGGUGUUGACUAUAACCAGAUUUACUCUUUGCUUACUAGGUUUUUCAUUGUCACCAUUGGAUGAACCUCUGGUUUAGCCACAGUUGUGAAAAUAAAUGGAAGGUGGUUGAUUGUCUAGAAAGUGCAAGAAGAUGGCCCUGCUCCUUUUCUGCUGAACAUUUAGUAUUGGAAACUCCUACUUCCCUUUUCAUUAAUAAUAAAGUGUGCAAGGGGGGAAGGUGUGGGGCGCUGCUGGGCUUCUCUUAAGCAUAUCUGAGAAAUGAUGUUCAUGCCUAUCUCAACCAGGACCAGACCCUGUGACUUACUAGGUAAUAGUCCACAAAAGCCUCGUUGAUACAUAAAAAGACCUCAUCCCAAAUGGAAUGGGAAUCCCAAAUUUCUGCUCAGAUUUUCUCUGAGGAGGGGGCAGGACACCCGCCCUUCCUGUCAUGUCUUAGCUUCUUAAACUUCUAAAAGCAUCCUCAGUGGCUGCCUGAAGGCAGCUCAGUAGCCAUGAGCAAAACAUCUUUCUUUCUCAAAAAUAUUUUCUUAUGGACAAGGACCUCUGAUGUCACCAAAUAUGUUUUUUUUCUUUCUUUGUGCCUGAUAUUUCUUUUUUCUCUUUUCUUUUUCUUUUUUUUUUUUUUUUUGAGACGGAGUCUUGCUCUGUUGCCCAGGCUGGAGUGCAGUGGCACAGUCUUGGCUUACUGCACUCCACCUCCCGGGUUCAUGCCAUUCUCCUCCCUCAGCCUCCUGAGUAGCUAGGACUACAGGCGCCUGCCACUACACCUGGCUAAUUUUUUUGACUAAAGUCUCAUUCUAUCCAUAUAAUAACUCCAAAGCUACACAAAACCGAAAAAGUUCUAGCAAAAGUAUAACAUUUUGUUUUAAAUAUAAAACAUACAUUUAAUUCACUUUUUCAAAACAGGAAAACAAAGUAAUUCUUUUGCUAGGGUGCUAGGGUAAUUCAAUGAUUAAUUUUCCCUAUAAAUUUUGUGUAAUGUAAAGCUCUUUGUGUAAACUUUUUUUUUUUUUUUUUUUUUUUUUUGAGAUGGAGUCUCGUUCUGUUGCCCAUGCUAGAGUGCAGUGGCCCAAUCUCAGCUCAUUGCAACCUCUGGCUCCCAGGUUCAAGCAAUUCUCCUGCCUCAGUCUCCCAGGUAGCUGGGAUAACAGGCGCCUGCCAUCAUGCCCAGCUAAUUUUUAGUAGAGAUGGGGUUUCACCAUGUUGGCCAGGCUGGUUUCGAUCUGACCUCAAAUAAUCCACCUGCCUCAGCCUCCCAAAGUACUGGGAUUACAGCCACCAAGCCCAGCUGUGUGGUUUUUGUUUUUGUUUUUUUGAGACAGAGUCUCACUCUGUCCCCCAGGCUGGAGUGCAGUGGCAUGAUCUCAGCUCACUGCAACCUCCCAGGCUGGAGUGCAGUGGCGCGAUAUUGGCUCACUGCAACCUCCGCCUCCCAGGUUCAAGAGAUUCUCCUGCCUCAGCUUCCUGAGUAGCUGGGACUACAGGCACCACCACACCCAGCUAAUUUUUUAUUUUUAGUAGAGACAGGGUUUUACGAUGUUGGCUAGGCUAGUCACGAAUUCCUGACUUCAGGUAAUCUUCCUGCCUCGGCCUCCCAAAGUGCUGGGAUUACAGGAGUGAGCCACCGCGUCCGGCCCGCAUAAAGCAUUUUUAAUGUUUUUGUAAGAAUAAGAAUUAUUGUCAUGAAAAAGAUCCUGGAAAGCAAGUCAGGAGGCCAGAGUUUUAACCUUGCUUUUAGUUUUCUCAUUCAUAAUGUGAGGAUAAUACCUAGUUUACAAAGGUGUUGUGAAGAUCAAAUGAGGAAAGUUUUUUUUUUUUUUUUGAGGUGGAGUCUUGCUCUGUCACCCAGGCUGGAGUGCAGUGGUGCAAUCUCAGCUCACUGCAACCUCUGCCUCCGGGGUUCAAGCGAUUCUCCUACCUCAGCCUCCUGUGUAGGUGGGAAUACAGGCGCGCACACCCCCACCACUCUCGGCUAAUUUUUGUAUUUUUAGUAGAGAGGGGGGUUUCACGGUGUUGGUCAGGCUGGUCUUGAACUCCUGACCUCCUGAUCCGCCCUCCUCGGCCUCCCAAAGUGGUGGGAUUACAGGCAUGAGCCACCGCACCUGGCAGGAAAGAUUUUAAAGUGUUUUGAAGUCUAUAUGUCAAACAUAAGAAGACAGUGUUGAUAUAGUAGUUGCAGGAGAAUUACUUUGUUAACCAGUUAAACAAUAUCAUGGGUCAUAUUGAUGCUUCUCUUCAAGACUGGGCAGAGGCUGGGUGUGAUGGCUCACUCAUGUUAUCCCACCACUUUGUUAGGCCGAGGCAGGAGGAUCACUUGAGCCCAGGAGUUUGAGACCAGCCUGAGCAAUAUAGUGAGACCCCCGUCUCUACCAAAAAAUGUUUAAAAAGCUGGGUGUGGUGGCACAUGCCUGUAGUCUCAGCUACUUUGAGGCUGAGGUGGGAGAAUCCCUUCAGCCCGGGAGGUUGAGGCUGCAGUGAGCCAUGAUUGCACCACUGCACUCCAGCCUGGGUGACAGAGUGAGACCUUGUCACACACACACAAAAAAGGCAGUAGUUGUUUGUUUCCAAUUUGCUUGCCUAUGAUGAGGAGAAGCUAGCCCAAGAUUGCAAUUUGGGGAGCAAUAGAAGUGGAAGUAUGGACAGAGAUGAAAAAAUUUGAUGCCAAAAAAUUAGUUUCACAUGUAUAGUGUGUUUAGCUCUGGCAGCAACUUUUGUAAGAUAACCACUUGUAUGUAUACUAAGAAUUAGAACAUCAGGAAGGCAGGCACGUUACUGGAGAGAAUUGACUAAACCAGCAGGAUUCAAAAUUAAGGAUGUACAUCAAUCUGUGUACAUCAGGUCAAUUCUUGGCCUUGAGUUCAUAAUUUUUAUUUUAUUUAUUUAUUUUUAUUUAUUUAUUUUUUUUGAGACGGAAUCUCGCUCUGUCGCCCAGGCUGGAGUGCAGUGGCGCAAUCUCGGCUCACUGCAAGCUCCGCCUCCCGGGUUCACGCCAUUCUCCUGCCUCAGCCUCUCCUAGUAGCUGGGACGACAGGCGCCCGCCACCACGCCCGGCUAAUUUUUUGUAUUUUUUUAGUAGAGACGGGGUUUCACCGUGGUCUCGAUCUCCUGACCUCGUGAUCCGCCCGCCUCGGCCUCCCAAAGUGUUGGGAUUACAAGCGUGAGCCACCGCGCCUGGCCGAGUUCAUAAUUUUAAAAAAUUCUGUACCUACAAGCCACCCUCAGUGAUUAAAGAGCAGGAACAAGAAUAAUUACACCAAUCAUAUUUAUGUUAUUAGCCAAGAAAGUAGUCAUUUAGAAUGUUUAUUUUCCCAGAUGGUCUUGUGUGGCUGAGACAAGGAGAUGAGUAGGAGGAAGAUUCUGUUGCACUAGUUUGUUUUGGGCUGAACUUUACAAUAACCUGGGGAGCUUAAAAAAAUAUUUAUGCCAAGGCCCACCAUGGCAUGAUUUAAUUGGUGUGUGAUAAGGCCCAGAUGUUUUGUUUUUUAGAGUUCUCCCAAGUGAUUUUAAUGUGCCUGCAAGGUAGAGAAGAUCAGAGAGAAGGUGAAUUAUUGGACUGGAAAUGGCUACUUAGCGUGCUUUACUGGAGCAGGGAGCUGUGGAUUGGAGAUUAAUAAAGGGUCUUUGAAUCCACAAUGGGAAGUCAUAAUUUGAUUCUAGAGGCAGGACUCAGAAGGAUAUAAAGCUAUGGGAAUGGUGGUUGAAAAAGUUCUGACCUCAAUAGUUAGGAGCUCUAGAGUCAGUGGGAAAAGCAGCAUUCACUUCAGGCUGCAGAGCUGUGUCCAGAGCCUGUGAUUAAAAAAAAAGUUGGCAGGACUAGGGGAGCACAGAUGAGACUGGCACCCCAUGCCUAUGCUGUAGACCUAACUAACUUCCAGAAUGGUGAGGCUAGUGCCUCCUCAUAAGAGCAGUUUAGUGAAGAACAAAAAGAGACUUUAGUCGACAUCCUUACCAACUUGGAUUUAACAAUAACACAUGGUUUUUUUUGUUAUUGUUGUUUGUUUGUUUUUUUGUUUUGUUUUGAGAUGGAGUCUCGCUCUGUGGACCAGGCUGGAGUGCAAUGGCGCGAUCUUGGCUCACUGCAAGCUCCGCCUUCCCAGUUCGCGCCAUUCUUCUGCCUCAGCCUCUGGAGUAGCUGGGACUACAGGCGCCUGGCUAUUUUUUUAAAUUCAUUUUAUUUGUAUUUUUAGUAGACACGGGGUUUCACUGUGUUAGCCAGGAUGGUCUCUAUCUCCUGACCUGGUGAUCUGCCCGCCUCGGCCUCCCAAAGUGUUGGGAUUACAGGCUUGAGUCACGGCGCCUGGCCAACACUUGGUUUUAAUACCUUAUUUUUGAAUUUGGAAGAACCAGGAUGUUUCUGUAUAAGCACUAGACUUUAUUUUACAUUAAUUUCGGCCAUUUUUAAUAGUCAAAUCUGCACUUAAAAGCUGAAAGGUUGCUGGGCGCGUGGCUCAUGCCUGUAAUCCCAGCACUUUGAGAGGCUGAAGUGGAUCGCUUGAGGUCAGGAGAUCGAGACCAGCCUGGCCAACAUGGCGAAAUCCCGUCUCUACUAAAAAUACAAAAAUUAGCCGGGGGUGGCGGCGCAUGCCUGUAAUCCCAGCUACUUGGGAGGCUGAGGCAGGAGAAUCACUUGAACCCGGGAGGUGGAAGUUGCAGUGAGGAGAUCGCACCACUGCACUCCAGCCUGGGCAACAGAGCCAGACUCAGUCUCAAAAAAAAAAAAAAAAAAAGGUUGAAAGGUUGUCUACUGAGGAGAUUCAAGAGAACAUACAGCAAUUACCAACAUAAAACCUGUCAUUGCAUAAAGGGUUUCUAAGCCCUAGGUGUCUGUUGUGUUUGUAUGUUAGUAGCAUACUCAGUUACCUGAGCAGUGGAGAGGUACCAUGGAGUCACUAAGAACUGACAAAAAGCCAGUGAACUUUACUCAUCUACAGUGUCAAAACUUGUAAAGGUAAGAAAUGCUUAUUUGAAGGAGACUGAGAAUGAACUCGAGGAAAAAAGUAUUUUCUCCAAACGUUGCAUAUGUAUAAAGCAAAAAUUUUCAGAAAUAAGAGGAGAACGUGUAUGUGUUUGGGUGUUUAAGUUUGAAAUAAAAUGUUGCCAAAAGGAGGGUCUGUAAA
This is a messenger RNA of Symphalangus syndactylus (siamang), 10600 nucleotides long. RefSeq names its product zinc finger protein 398 (gene ZNF398). Gene Ontology annotation, biological process: regulation of DNA-templated transcription. The record is from RefSeq and is a predicted model, not a curated record. Lineage: Eukaryota; Metazoa; Chordata; Mammalia; Primates; Hylobatidae.